This is a messenger RNA of Condylura cristata (star-nosed mole), 1452 nucleotides long. RefSeq names its product calcium modulating ligand (gene CAMLG). NCBI's taxonomy places the organism in Eukaryota, Metazoa, Chordata, Mammalia, Eulipotyphla, Talpidae. The record is from RefSeq and is a predicted model, not a curated record. Gene Ontology annotation, biological process: tail-anchored membrane protein insertion into ER membrane. The transcript is spliced from 4 exons. Gene Ontology annotation, cellular component: GET complex. Bases 101 to 982 code for a protein of 293 amino acids.
GGUGGGAAGGCGACGCGCGCUCCGUAGCCGAGUCUGAAGUCAUCCGCGCCCCCGCUGCCGCCCCUAGCACCACCAUCACCGGCCCUUGAUUGUAGAGAAGAUGGAGCCGGUGACCGUUGCUGCAGAAAACGGGGACCGGCCGGGGCCCCCGGCGGGCUCAGGCCUGUCCUCUUCCCAGCGUCGAGCCGAGCUGCGGCGGCGAAAACUGCUCAUGAACUCGGAACAGCGCAUCAACCGGAUCAUGGGCUUUCACAGGCCUGGGAGCAGCGCGGAAGAAGAAAGUCAAAUAAAUUCAAAGCAACAGGACAGUGAUAAAAUGAACUCCCUCAACAUUCCUUCUGUUUCAAAGCGAGUAGUGCUGGGUGAUUCUGUCAGUAUAGGAGCAACUGAGCAGCAGAGUGGUGUGGCCGAAGUAAAGGGGACUCAGCUGGGAGACAAAUUGGACUCUUUGAUGAAGCACCCUGAGUGCAGUAAUGAUGACCUCCGGCAGCGGAACAGAGGGGACCUGACAGCAGACACUGCCCAGAGGGGUCCUCGCCAUGGUUUAGAACAGUACCUCUCCAGAUUUGAAGAAGCAAUGAAGCUAAGGAAACAACUGAUUAGUGAAAAACCCAGUCAAGAGGAUGGAAAUACAACAGAAGAAUUUGACUCUUUUCGAAUAUUUAGAUUGGUGGGAUGUGCUCUUCUUGCCUUUGGAGUCAGAGCUUUUGUUUGCAAAUAUUUGUCCAUAUUUGCUCCAUUUCUUACUUUACAACUUGCGUACAUGGGACUAUACAAAUAUUUUCCCAAGGGUGAAAAGAAGAUAAAGACAACAGUAUUAACAGCAGCACUUCUGCUAUCUGGAAUUCCUGCUGAGGUGAUAAAUCGAUCCAUGGAUACCUAUAGCAAAAUGGGCGAAGUUUUCACAGAUCUCUGUGUCUACUUUUUCACUUUUAUUUUUUGUCAUGAACUGCUUGAUUAUUGGGGUUCUGAAGUACCAUGAAACCUGCAGAGUUCAGAAGAAGAAACUUAAAAACAACUUGUCUUCUGUGUUGCAGUGUCCCUACAGGAGCCAGACAGGUUCACACCUUCAUGUAAUGCUUUACUUUAUAGGACUUGUAAACUACUUGAUUAGGAAUGAAAUGACAGGUUCUCUGAUUUAAAAGGGUUGACUUUGUAAUUAAUAGUGAUGUGAAGAAUAGAGUACCUUGUUAAUUGAUUUUCCUUGAUGAACUAGAAUCCCCAAUCUACACCUUUUCCAAUCUUACCAAAUUUAUAAUUCCUUUGAGGGGCUGACCUAGUGUUUUAGGGAGAUCAAAUAAACAUGGUCUCAGAUAGCCCCAAGGGACUGUAUCUUGUAUUUGUGUUGUUAUGUCCUCAGCAGUGGAGCCAUCUUAAAAUAAAAUGUAAGAAACUGAAUUGUCUAAUGUUAAGUCUGAACAUAUAAAGGGCUGAAUAAGGUAGCCAAUUUGA